Arabidopsis thaliana (thale cress) is the source of this 421-nucleotide messenger RNA. It is a transcript of the gene LCR27, whose product is annotated as low-molecular-weight cysteine-rich 27. Bases 44 to 277 code for a protein of 77 amino acids. The record is from RefSeq and is marked reviewed. Gene Ontology annotation, cellular component: extracellular region. NCBI's taxonomy places the organism in Eukaryota, Viridiplantae, Streptophyta, Magnoliopsida, Brassicales, Brassicaceae. The transcript has 2 exons.
UAUUUUACAAACACUGAUAACUUUUGUUUUCCAAUACUGAUCAAUGGCGAAGUUAUCAUGUUCUUAUCUUCUUGUAUUCAUGCUAGUGUUCUCAGCUAUUUUAAUGGUUGAAAAAGUUGAGGGAGAGGAAUGUCGUUUAACGAUUGACAAAGCAACUCCAUGUCAUCUUAGUGAUUGCCGUUUAAGCUGCUAUACUGGAUAUAAUGGAGUUGGAGAAUGUUUUGAUGAUCCUAAUGUUCCUGGACCUGAUAACUGUGGUUGUCGCUAUAAUUGUUAGAGCUACUAUUUUAUAAUUGAUAUGGUAUAAUAAGUAUUCGAUUUUCAUAAUCCGAUAUGAAUAAAUUGCAGAGAUUAUAUUAAUUACUUUAUUGUUAAUCUUUUUUCUUCAUGAUGAGAUUAAAAAUAAAAAUAAUUAAGCAAA